Messenger RNA from Aspergillus uvarum CBS 121591, 811 nucleotides. RefSeq names its product tubulin-binding prefolding complex subunit PAC10. The transcript is spliced from 3 exons. The record is from RefSeq and is a predicted model, not a curated record. NCBI's taxonomy places the organism in Eukaryota, Fungi, Ascomycota, Eurotiomycetes, Eurotiales, Aspergillaceae. The coding region runs from base 102 to 686 and encodes 194 amino acids. Gene Ontology annotation, molecular function: tubulin binding. Gene Ontology annotation, cellular component: cytoplasm; prefoldin complex. Gene Ontology annotation, biological process: tubulin complex assembly; microtubule-based process; protein folding.
GCGCAGCUUCAUCAAUGCAAUCUGGAUAACAUCUUCUGCGCCGCUCCCCUCUUAUUCCUCUUCCACCAACAACCCCCCACCCCCAAUCCCAGCAAUUAAAAAUGACAGACUCCAAACCCGCCCCCCCAACAACAAACCCCCGCGGCAUCCCCGCAGCCCCCUUCAUCGACGCCGUCACAGACUACGUCUCCAGCCGCGCCGAGGUGGAACCGACCCUGCGGUCCUUCCAGGAGAUGAUCUCCAAGUACCAAUUCAUGGAGGUCAACACGACGAAGCGGGCGGCGGGCCUGCGCGACAAGAUCCCGGACAUCACCAAGACGCUCGAGAUGGUGCGGUUCUUGUCGUCCCGGAAAUCCACCGACGCCCCGCUGGAGACCAACUUCGAGCUCAACGAUACCCUCUACGCCCGCGCCACCGUCGCCCCCGCCGACGCCGACGAGGUCUACCUCUGGCUCGGCGCUAACGUCAUGCUCGCCUACCCCAUCGCCGAGGCCGCCGCCAUGCUCGCGGAGAAGCUGGCCGUCGCCGAGACGUCCCUGCAGAACUGCGAGGAGGAUCUGGAGUUUCUACGGGAGCAGAUUACGACGCUGGAAGUCGCGACGGCGAGAGUCUAUAACUGGGAUGUCGUGCAACGGCGGAAAGAAAAGGUCGAGGGGAAGGGGGAGGAGGAGGAGGAGAAGCAAUAAACAACAACACUUCGGGCUCGGUUUGGUUUUUGUCAUCGCUGGCGUCUUGAUAUCAUUGCAAUGUAUGUAUGUAUGGAUGUAGGUACUUCUGUCAACCACAAGCAGAUUCUUCUUUUUAGCACCAC